Molecule: messenger RNA, 345 nt
Organism: Aspergillus chevalieri
Lineage: Eukaryota; Fungi; Ascomycota; Eurotiomycetes; Eurotiales; Aspergillaceae
Exons: 1
Coding region: 1-345 (114 amino acids)
Source: RefSeq, a predicted model, not a curated record
AUGAAGCUUCUCUCCCUUUCCAUCUUCGUCACCAUGGUGACUUCUGCUGCUCUCCCAGUCCUCAAUAUUGCUAUCGACGGUAAGCCCUCAGCCCCAGCCUCAGCCCCAGUCCCCUCGAAUCCUUCAAUACUAACCCAGUCACUUACUACGGAAGCCGCCCUUCCCGACUCUCUCCCCGGCGCCUUCCACGAAAAUGAACACGAACGCAUGAACCGUACCUCCUUCGGUCCUAUCCCGCCGCCGGAGAAGCGCGAUACGCAGGACACCAACAAGGAUGUCAACUGCCACAACGAUGAGCAAUGUUCGCCUGGAGUCUGCCAUGAUGGCAUCUGUUUUCUCGAAUAG